Messenger RNA from Physella acuta, 1363 nucleotides. RefSeq lists its product as uncharacterized. Lineage: Eukaryota; Metazoa; Mollusca; Gastropoda; Physidae. The record is from RefSeq and is a predicted model, not a curated record.
ACAUCUUUUUUUAUUAUUUUGGGGAUAUUUAGUUUAUGGAAAUAAAAAUGUAAAUUAGGUAAAAAAAAAACCUUUGACUUUUAAUUUUAAAUUACGUGUUUUGUUGAAAACUAUUUAUAGCAUCUACGGUCCGCAGAAAAAAAUAAUUAUUUUUGGUGCAAGUAUUUCUGGAAAUAUCAUAUUUUAUCUUAAUAUCUUGGGACCUAAGCCUAUAUUUUAGAUAAUCUUUAACAACCUAGAGCAUCAAUGGCCAGUCAAUCUACCUCUUCCAGUACUGAUAUGGACUCCAUCGACCUCUUGAUGCUUCUAGUGGAAUGGUACCGAAACAAAACAGGACUAAGGAGAUAUUUUGAUUUCAGUUUUCAACAACUGAAGUUAGAAAUAGUGGAACAGCCCCCAGUGCAUUGGAUCGCUUCCAUCCCAGAUGAUGGCUCUUCUCAAACAGUGGCAAGAACUGUUGAAAUCACUUGCGCUGGAAAAGCUAGGAAAAGUGGAACCAAAGUAUAUAUUGAAAAAAACUCGGAUAAUCGACAGUAUAUACAAAUAACAAGAGGAAAAUUAACUAAGAUGAACGAAACGUUCGACAAGACUGUCAGAUUGGAAUUACCAACUGGCGAUCAUGUUUACCUAGACCCCACUGAUGAUGAGAUAGAUAUACCAAUGGAUGUAAACCCUACAUUUGGCAGUGUGUACUGUCCCUACCCUGCUUCAAGCAUGGCCACCAUACGAUCAAAAGAGAAUGGCUACAAAGGACGAUUUACCUGCUGCCUACUUCUCCGUGGACGAGUAAUUUGCAACUACAACGACAAAUACAAAUUUCCGGUUACGGACGAACAAGAUAUCGAGGAAAUAAUGCGAGAUUUAAAGAUGUGGAACAAUGAAGACGCGGAUCAGUUUAUACUAUGUAAUGGCGGGGGUGAUGUGGAGGGUAGAGGGCGAAGUGGAUCUACGCAGCAAUAAAAAGUUUAACAUUUUUUGGAGCAAAGUUUAGAAGUGCACAGAAAACAAUGGAGAUAAGAAUAGAUCUGAAUCUUUUAAUAAAGAGCCUAUUGACUAUUGAGUUGGAUAAAAUGUUUGCUUUAACUUAGUUUUAGUUAGACAAAUAUUAAAACAUAUAUUGAAAAGCUAUUAUAAUUUAAUAUUGAUUGAUUACACAAAAUGUUCGUUCAUAUUACUAUGAGUAGACUAACAUAAACCAUUUAAACAUUGUAUUGUUAUUUACAUUUAUUUAUUCAUAUAUACAAUUAAACAGUUAUGUUUUAACUGUCUACGACAAAGCAAUAAUCUAUUAACACAAAAACAAUCAUUUAACUAAUGUUUUGCAUUUAAAUUGUUUGAUAAUCAUGUUUUCAAUAAACUCCAC